This is a messenger RNA of Vespa velutina, 3109 nucleotides long. Its product is annotated as metaxin-1. Gene Ontology annotation, biological process: mitochondrion organization. Bases 250 to 1212 code for a protein of 320 amino acids. The transcript has 5 exons. Lineage: Eukaryota; Metazoa; Arthropoda; Insecta; Hymenoptera; Vespidae. Gene Ontology annotation, cellular component: SAM complex. The record is from RefSeq and is a predicted model, not a curated record.
UUGUUUAAAAAAAGUAAACGAGCGUCAGAUAUAUAUUAUAUAUAUAUAUAUAUAAUGUGGUUUUAUAUCUUGAAAAAUAUUUUAAUAAGAUAAAUUAUUUUUCUAACAAUAAGAAAAGAUACGGUAGAAUAACGUCGCAUUCGAUGCGCUGACGUAAAGCCGGUAUAAGUUUCUACAUACGAUUGAUCACUCCACGUGUGUGAUAACAUAUGUAUAACCUCAAUAAAAUUUGCGUGGAGAUUUUUCGAAAUGAAUAAUAGUGAAAAAAUGCAAUUAGAUGUGUGGAAAGGUGAUUGGGGUUUGGCGUCAAUUGACAUAGAAUGUUUGCAAGUUUUGGCCUAUGCGAGGUUCAAUGGGAUACCGUUACAAGUAAAAGCAACAAAUAAUCCUUUUAAAACACCAAACGGUCGAUUACCUGUAUUAAGAACAAAAUACACUAGCUUGGAUAAAGUUAGUGAAAUAAUACAGUAUCUUAAAAAAACAAAUUUCAAUUCAACAUCUACAAAUAAUUCAAAAGAAUACGCAGAAUUUGUAGCUUAUGAUACUAUGCUUAAAGAUAAACUUUAUCCUGCAAUGCAAUUUAUAUGGUGGCUAGAUCAAACAAAUCUUAAUGAAUUAGUGAGGCCUUGGUAUUGUAAAGCUGUGCCUUUUCCUUUGAAUUAUUAUUAUCCAAGUAAAUUUGAAAAUCAAGCAAAAGCUGUGAUAGAAAUGUUAUAUCCUACUGAGGAUAAUAUGUCUGUAAUAGAAAAUAAGGUAUAUUCAGAGGCUCAAAAAUGCUUAACAUCAUUAUCUACUAGACUUGGAGAUUCUAAGUAUUUUCUUGGCCAAUCUCAUACUAUGUUGGAUGCGGUUGUAUACUCUUAUUUAGCACCAUUAUUGAAAACACCUUUAGUUAAUCCUCCUUUGCAAAAUCAUUUAAAAGCAUGUACGAAUUUGGUCAAUUUUGUAACACAUAUAUCGCAAAAGUAUUUUAGAGAUGAAUAUCAACAAUAUGAGAAAAUAAAGUCAGAAAAUAACGUAAAGAGAAUGAGAAAAGACUCUUACACAGAAUUUCCAAAUAAACGACGUGAUCAAAUAUUAGCUGGUAUAUUUGCUGCAGUAGCUAUGAUUGGUUAUGCCUUAUUAACUGGGAAAUUGGAGGUGCCUAUAAAGGACAAUAAAAUGAUUAGUCAAGCUGAAGAAUAUAUAUUAGAGGAUGAAGUUGAUGAAUAAGAUUUAUUUAAGGUAUUCAAAUAGUAACAAUAAAAAUUUUGAAUAACAGUGUCAUAAAUAUAUGGUUUUAUAUUUCACAAUAAUAAACAGUUUAUUUUUUUGGAAAUAUAAGCUAUUAUUUUGCAUUUUAAAUGCAUGAUAAAUGGAAUUAUAAACUUUGCCAUUAAUUUUUUCUUGAUCUAUGUUUUGGAAAAAUUCCAGAAGUAGCACAUUGUAUUUCUUCUAUGAAACUUUCAAAAUUAUGAAUUGUAGUACCACCUAAGAUAAUUUGUACGCCUGGAUUUUGUUUGUUUAAGUUAUAUAUAGUUAAACUUUCUUCAUAUGUUGUUCCACCUAUCAUAAACACAAUAAUAUCUUGUGGCCUAUGAAGUUAAGCAAAUAAUUAGAGAUAUCUUUAUAAUCAUUGAAGAUGCAUUAAAUAGCUGUAGAAAAUUCUUAUAAUUACCGUUUAGACAUAACUAUGUUUCCCAAAAAUGGAUAUGUUUGCGUAUUUAAUCUUCCUUUUAUUAAAUCUUCAAUAAUCUCGUUUAUUAGUGGCGUAUGUUGCGUGUAUACAUUAUCUACUCCAUUCAAUUCUUUAAAUAGUUUUUUUGUGAUUUUUACAACUGAUUCUUUGUCAAAUAAAUUAUUUUGCCUAUUAUUAAUACCACUAUAUUCUAAUACAUUAUGAACAAGCUGUAGAAUGAAAAAAAUAAUUAUUUAUUAACUUUACAACUUAUGCACGAAAGAAGUUCUGCAAUAUUUGUGCUUAAUUUGUUAUAUAAUAAUUUAUUACCUUAACAUAUUUCUCUGAAAUAUUCCUUUUCUUCAAUAAAUCUAACAAGACAGAAAUCUGAUUAUUUGCAUGAUUUUCAUAAUGAAGUGCAUAAAGCAUGACUAAUCGUGCAGCAUCGAGUUCUCUUACUUUCUCAUCGUUAAUAAGCUUUUUAACUCUCUGGAGCUAUAAGAAUGAAAUAAUUUUUUUUUCCUCCAUAAAACUUCAUAUACAUUUAAUUAUAUAAUAUUAUACGAUUAUACAAUAUUCACAAUAAAAAUAACAUACUUGUGCUGAAUGAUCAUUUUGACAACUGAGUUCUUGUUCUAAUGCCGAUACUUCCAACAAAUUAUGUUUACUAACAAGGGAAGAAAGUUCUCCCACAACAGUUACAUGUUUAGUUACUGUUCCAGACAUUUUUUUGAAGAGUGGAUACGUUUCUACAAAAUUUUUCAUAUCUUCUAUACUUUCUACUUUCUGUUGAUUUUUUGCCUUUCUUUGAAAUACAUCCAUCAGUUCCUUUAUUGUCUGUCCAAUUUCUCCAAAAUUUAGAUACAAGUUCUAUUUGAAAGAAUAUAUUUGUAAAUAAAAGAAUGUAACGCACAUUCUCGAUAAUUAUUGUUCUAAUUACUUUCUUACAUUGGCAUAAAAUUCAUCAUGUUCUGCGCUAAGAACAACUUCUUUUAACUCUUUAGAUAUAUCUUUUACAUGAGAUAAAUUAACACGAUUAUUAUUAAUUGUUAGUAAUUCAUGGACCAUUGCUUGAUAUGUCCACUGAUUUAAUAAUGGCGUAACUGGAUCAUCUCUUCUAUCGACAAUGAGUAACACAGGAUUAGAUUCCUGUCUGAAUUCAAAAGAACUUGAUUCCUUACUUAAUACCUCACGAAUUUUCUCUGCUAACUUUUUUGCCAUUUCAGAACUAUUUUGAUAACGAAUAAAUGGACAUUUCUUAAGUGAUAAUAAAACUGACGUUAUACCUUGCACUGUUCUUUGCAAAUGUUCCGGAUUCCAUACCAAACCUUAAAAAUAAAUUUGUCACAUAAUAAUCUUAUUUUAAAUUGAUAUUCAUUAUUAUUUAAAUUACAAUAUAUUAAAGCGACAUAAUUGCUUGUCAUACUAUAAUACCUUUAGAACAUGCAGGAA